This is a messenger RNA of Sporothrix brasiliensis 5110, 1281 nucleotides long. RefSeq names its product SIR2 family histone deacetylase. The record is from RefSeq and is a predicted model, not a curated record. Bases 1 to 1281 code for a protein of 426 amino acids. Lineage: Eukaryota; Fungi; Ascomycota; Sordariomycetes; Ophiostomatales; Ophiostomataceae. The transcript has a single exon. Gene Ontology annotation, molecular function: NAD+ binding.
AUGGCCGUGCGCAGGCCGCUCUUGCGCAUCCCCUACACUGAUGUCUUUGCACCUCCGCGCAUCAUCCCGCGCCAUGCCACCACUCUGUCGGCGGCCGUUGAGGCUCUCAGCGCCUUCAUGACGGCACCGCCCCGGCCGGGCUUGCCUUCGUCUACGGUGGUGCUGACCGGUGCCGGACUGUCGGUGGCCAGUGGCCUGGCCGACUACCGCGGCGAGAACGGCACGUAUCGGGUCAACAAGACGUACCGGCCCAUCUACUUUCACGAGUUCCUGGCAAGUCACGAGGCACGCAAACGGUACUGGACACGCAGUUUCUUGGGCUGGACGACGCUGCAUGAGGCCAAGCCCAACACGAGCCACUAUGCUCUGCGGGACCUCGGCCGCCUUGGCUAUGUACACUCGGUCAUCACGCAGAACGUGGACUCCUUCCACCAUGCCGCCCACCCCGACCUUCCGUCGACCGUCGAGCUGCACGGCUAUCUCCGGGCCACCGUCUGCACCACCUGCUACCGCGAAUACCCCCGCGAUACGUUCCAGGACGAACUGGCACGGCUCAACCCCAUAUGGGCCGAGUUCCUUGCCGACGCCAUCGCGGCAGGCGCCUUUGCGCCCGAGGACCCCACCACGGGGGCGCCAGCGCGGCGCGAGCCCGCCAGUCUCUCUGCCAUCCGCGGAGUUCGGACCAACCCCGACGGCGAUGUGGACCUGCCGAAUGCGCCAUACACAACCUUCCGCUACCCGCCCUGUGCGCACUGCCUAGCCAACCCGCCAGUCGCGGACGACGGCACCACGAUGGCCGUCGAGGUCGACGCGGAUGGAGCGUGGGCGCUGCCCCACACUAGCAGUCUGACGGACAGUGGCACCAAUGUCCGGCUUCCGGGUAUCUUGAAGCCGGCGGUCAUCAUGUUUGGCGAGAGCAUCUCGCCGUCCGCCAAGCAUGCCGCCGAGGCCGCUGUGGACGGGGCGGGCCGCCUUCUCGUGCUGGCUACCUCCCUUGCCACAUACUCGGCAUGGCGUCUGGCGAAGCGGGCCAAGGACCGCGGCAUGCCCAUUGCUGUUGUGAACAUGGGCGGCGUCCGGGGCGAAGACGCCUUCUUUGCUGACCUGGACGACAACCAGCCGGGCGCGGCCGGUGUCCGCGUUGAGGUACCCACGGAUGCUGUGUUGCCACCACUUGUGGACGAGCUGCACAGACUAGCACCGGGCGGCAUCUACCAACAAGGCAAAGGACACGGUGCCAGCCAAGUCGAUCCGGCCUUGUUCAGGGACAUGCUCUCAUAA